AACCACUUAGCAUAGCUCGUCUUGUUACCUAUGCGUCAAGAAAUUACCUUCCCCCCCUCCCCUCAGUUCCAGGCAUUUACUGACAAAAUAAACAUGCGGUUCACAUUCUUUCGAUCACUUCUGCACUUUCCAUGGUCAUAUAUGGAGUCGAUGAGCGUAUGUCGUGUGUCGUGUGUUCAUGAUCGCGGGCCGUGGGUUGUGUCGAAUCUCGAUGCCAAAAGUGGGGGCCAAAGUACGAGAGUGGCCCAGCCUCCAAACAAACCCCCGCGACCCCCUGAGAGCAUCUCCAAUUCUCUAGGGCCUGGAUCAAAGGAUUCAUUAUCAGACAUCUGAUGCACAAUCAAAAUGUCUGGGGUUGAAAUCCUCGGGGUCGUCGCCAGCAUCGUGCAGAUAGCCGAGCUGGGUGGCCGUCUGUCCGUCAAAUUGUGCACAUUCUGUCAUAAAUUCAAGAAUGCCAACAAAGCACUGCGGCACUUGUCCAAAGAUGUCGCACUCACCUGCAAUGUGUUGCGUCAGCUGGGCGAGAGCUUGGGGCAGGAUGACUUGGCUUGCCUGUAUUCCCCCGACGCCUUUGAAACAGCCCAAGAUGUGCUGAGAGAAUGCGAGGAGGUCUUUCAGGACCUUGAAAGUGCAAUCGAGCAACACUAUCCAGAUCCCGUCUCGCAAUCUCGCAUUGACAAAGUGGCUCGUAAAUUCAAAUUUCUGUUGAACGAGUCCCAUCUCGACACUGUGGCUGGGAACUUGGAGAGAUUGAAGUCAACCAUGCUACUGAUGCUGAACGUGGUUAUAUACGCUGGGCAAAUUCGGAGUCGACGAGAGGCAUAUGAGCUUCAAGAACAGCGCAAUCUUCUCCUUAUUCUCACCAGUGAAAAGAUAGAGAGUGAGCGGAAUUACGAGAGGCUUACGAGAACUCUCCAAUUUACCAGCAUUACCGAGAAAUCUCCAAAGACAGAAAACUUGGAUGGCAAUGGCCAGCCAGAUGAAAUCAAGGAUGAGCUCUACCACUACUGCCAAAUGGUCAAGUCCGUUCUGCACGACAUCAACACUGUGCAACAGCUUCUGGACCGCGAUCGGUAUUUUAGAAUCAGAAGUGGCUUUAUCAAUGUGCACAAAGCGGAGGCAUCGGCGCUUCAGCGUGUCCAUGGGCAGAGAGCUAUCAGCCUCUUUCGUACCCAUCUGAACGAUAGCAUCCAACUCGAUACAUCCAGUCAGGCUUACAAUUCCUUGAAUUCGGUGCAGGAAUCGUUCCAAGUACUUCCUAAUCUACAAAGCUCCAGCAACUUCAAUGGGCCAAAUACGAUGAAACCGCCGCCAUCGCAAGUUAAUGCAUCAGAGUUGAGUGCUCAGCAGAUACGGGAACGUGCGAUGCUGAUAUCGAGGGAAUUCCAUCAUCCUCAGCCAGUCGAACAAUCUGCUGACCAAACUGACCCGCUGCAUUGCCAGCAGAGAGGGGCGCCACCGUUGGAGGUGCGACAAGCGCGAGCAAUGCAGUUGCAACACCAGCAAUUCCAGAGGUUGAUGCAGAAUGUGCUGAACAGGCCGGUGACGCAGUCACCACCUAUGCCACAGAUGCCGAGAUAUGGCCAGCAAAUGCAACAGCAACAAAUGCAGCAGCAGCAGAUGCAGAACAGGCCUAUGAUGCAGGCACAAUCAGUGCCACAGAUGCAGCUAAAUCCGCCUCAUUCUCAACCCAAUCAGCUCAUGACUCGGAAUGUUGGCGUUUCGAGCAAGAAACGGAAAGCAAUUGCGUUUUCAUCCGCCGAGGACAGCUUGGAGCCGCAGUCAAAUUCUGAGUGUAUGCCAGAAGCUGGGCAGCCAAAAAGGAUACAUCUGGAUUCAAGCACUUCUACGGAUGAAUCAUCCUCUACAGCUUCAUUGCCUGCUACAAAUGCUAGAACUGAAACCCAGGAUCAAGGGUCGGCAGCCAUGGAAGAUCAGCCCUCCACCUCAGAGGAUACGUCGACUGAAGGCCUCAAUACCUGGAUUCUACGAUGGACAAAACUGGAACAGACAGAGCUGAAGUAGUAAGCCUAACAAGGGAAGGUCAGUGCAAGGUAUUGCUGCUUAAAAACUGUACUUUUGACUGGGCCGUGAAAUAAGCAACAUGAAGUGGAUAUUUCUAGAGAGAGGUGAUAUUCAUCAUUAUGGUCCACAAUUACUAGAUCUCAAUCGGACUUGAACCGUGUAGCUUGUAGAGCCUGAUGUUGCAUGCUCACAUGAAUGAGAACCAAGAUACCGAGUCAAGUGAAGCGAACGGAGCGAAC
Molecule: messenger RNA, 2264 nt
Organism: Penicillium brasilianum
Lineage: Eukaryota; Fungi; Ascomycota; Eurotiomycetes; Eurotiales; Aspergillaceae
Source: the annotation of a GenBank genome assembly